Messenger RNA from Naegleria gruberi, 3842 nucleotides. RefSeq names its product SNF2 domain-containing protein. Lineage: Eukaryota; Heterolobosea; Eutetramitea; Acrasida; Naegleriidae. Bases 1 to 3696 code for a protein of 1231 amino acids. The record is from RefSeq and is a predicted model, not a curated record. The transcript has 2 exons. Gene Ontology annotation, biological process: DNA repair. Gene Ontology annotation, molecular function: ATP hydrolysis activity; DNA binding; ATP binding. Gene Ontology annotation, cellular component: Ino80 complex.
AUGAAUGGAAGUGAUGAAGGUAGUACAAUAACAAUGAAUGGAACAAUCCAUCAUCAUCAAAAUACCAAUGGUAUUACUUCUUCAUCAACACUAGCAGCAACUAGUAGUGAUAAUAACAAUCAUGAUACAUUAACAAGCACUCUGAAUGAUGAUGCUAUUAUUGAAUCCACUCCAAUCAAACAAGAAAGCUUUGAUGAAAACUUGAUGAAACAAAAUUCAACAACGAGGCAACUAUUGACAAAACCAUUGUCUCUGGUUGAUUAUGAAUACUUACUCAAAUUGGAGACUGACCUUUCCAAUCAAGAAGAUAACCAUCUAGAUGAAGGAUAUUUAAAGGAUGCUGCAGAAGAUUACGACAAAUUGGGAGAUUACUGUACAAGUUAUUUUGAAUCGAAUAGUUUAGAUUUGGAGGUACAAAAACAGUUAAUAGCAGAGAAUUCAAUCGAAACUCUGACAGUAGAAGAAUCUAAAACUUUGGAAUCCAAGACAAUUUCAAAAACCCUUGAGGAAACAUUCAAUAGUAUUUGUGAUGAAUAUCUUGAUAUUAAUGUGUAUGAAGAGAUUUUAUCUCAACAAUACGAGGAGCAAAAUGAAAAGAAGAGAAAGCCAUGUGAUGGUGUUGCCAUUCAUACUUGGAAGAAUACAUUAAUAAGAGCAAAUCAACCAACCUUGUUGGUUUCUUCAUCCAUGAGAAAAAAGAAGAGAACAAAAAGGGAUGAACAAGAUAGAGGCAACUUUGAAGUUGCAUUCACUGUUCCAAUGAAUGGUUUCAAUAUUAAUAAGGUGGUUGAAAAUUUCCAGAAUUGCAUCAGUUCACACCAUCAUUUUAUAGACAAGGCCACCAAUUUGAGAAGUAAGAAGAGUUGGAUUGAAAAUAUGAAUCAAGAACAAACAGAAAUCAAAACACAAGUUGAACAAUUUUCUAAAGCUCUCAUUCAUGAAAAGUUGAACGAAACGUUGAACUCUCAAAAGAGUCACGAUACUAGAGCAACAAAUGGAACUUCAAAGCCAUCUGUAAAUAUCAAACACUCCAAAUUACAUCAAAUAUCCAAAGAUGUGGCUCAAAAGGUAAAGGAAAAACAAACCAAAUCAGUAACAGAGCUGGAUAAUACUGUGGGAGGUAUUUCAUCUGUACUUUCUGAUAGAAUGAACUCUUUUUGGAAGAAACACGAAAAGGAAAUAUCAGAAAAGAGAAAGAGAAAAAAGAAGGAAGAGGAAGAGAAGGAGGAAGCUGUAAGACAACAAAGAAAGUUAAACUUUCUCCUCUCUCAAACAGAACUCUACUCUCACUUUAUGUCCAAAAAAUCAAUCACAAGUGCUGUCACUUCUGAUGAUUCAACAGAAGAGAAUGCAGCUCAAUCAGCUCUUCAGGCAUCACAAAGACAAAAGCAAUUCACUGAAGAUUUUGAUAAGGAAAUUGAAAAGUACAGAACACAAUCAUCAAUGGAGGAUGAAAAUAUAAUUGAAGCAGGUGACGAGACCAUGCAAGAGCCAAAUAUUUUCAAUGGCUCACUUAAAAAGUACCAGUUGAAGGGUAUGAAAUGGUUGGUAUCUUUGUACGAGCAAGGUAUCAAUGGUAUUUUAGCAGAUGAAAUGGGUUUAGGUAAAACAAUUCAAACCAUUGCAUUUAUGGCCUAUCUGGCUGAAAAGAAGAGUAUUUGGGGACCAACCCUUAUCAUUACUCCUUCAUCUACACUUCACAAUUGGCAACAAGAAUUUGAAAAAUUCUGUCCAACACUUCGAGUAUUACCAUACUGGGGAGCAUUGAAGGAGAGAAAAUUGCUCAGAAAGUACUGGACCAAUCCAGAUAAGCUCUAUCAAAAAGACUCACCAUUCCAUGUUGUUGUUUCCAGUUAUGGUUUAAUAUUGGAAGAUGAAAAGUAUUUCAAAAAAGUCAAGUGGCAAUAUUUAAUUCUAGACGAAGCCCAUGCCAUUAAAUCGAGUAAGAGUUUGAGAUGGAAAACACUGUUGAGCAUGAAAUGUAGAAAUAGAAUGCUUUUAACAGGUACUCCUAUUCAAAAUAACAUGAAAGAGUUGUGGGCCUUGCUUCACUUUAUCAUGCCUUCAAUAUUCGAUUCUCAUGACGAGUUUAAUGAUUGGUUUUCGAAAGAUAUUGAAUCUCAUGCAACAAAGGAACAAGACACCAAACUUAACGAGCAACAAUUGGCCAGAUUACACAUGAUUCUCAAACCUUUCAUGUUGAGAAGAGUCAAGAAGGAUGUUGAAAGUGAAAUGGCACCAAAAACUGAGGUUGUCCUCUCGUGUGGGUUGAGUUCUCUGCAGGGAGAAACUUACUACCGUAUUAAGGACGAUUUCAAAAAAUCCUCCAAAGAUAAGAAGAAGAAGAUUGCUGUUGAUUCAACAAGCAAGUCAGCACUGAUGAAUAUUGUAAUGCAACUGAGAAAGGCAUGUAACCAUACUCAUUUAUUCAAAGAGUUUAGACAAGACACACUCUCUCCAUUCCCAUUCACCACGCCAAUAUCAUUCUUGAAGCACAUUCCAGGAAAAAUUUAUGAUGAGUGUGAAAGAUUGACCAAUCCUAUUCAAUUCCACCUUCCUAAAUUAAUUUUUAGGGAGCUGACACCACAAGGAUCUCUAGAAAUGGAAUCUAACAGUUUGAUGAUUUCAAAGAGAUUUGACUUUGUUCAUGACAUUUCAUACAUGAUAGAUACGUUUGGAACACUUCGUUACUUUUUCAAAGAUAAUUUUUGGAGAUUGUACAAACUUAGAAAUUUAAAGAAUAGAAUAGUCGAGUUCAGAGAUAGAAAGGGUGGUUUUCAAUUUUUAAUGGAUGAGUUACUAAGUGAACAAUUGAACAACCACCUCGAGAGAUGUAAUUAUCUUAUUCAAAAUAUUGAAAUUUUCUACAAAUCCAAUAGAGAUCUCCUCAAGAAACUUGGCGAGUGUUGCAUUGAAAAAGUUAUUGCACCACCAAUAGAAGUCAAAUGUUCUGAUAGAGGUUGUGAUUAUCAAAUGACACCCAUUAAGACUAGGUUCUUUAAUAAGAAGUUCUUGUACAAUAAUCAAUUUAUUUAUGAUACCUUUAACACUUCCAGAAUAUCAUUACCGAGUGUUAGCAAACUUAUUGCCGAUUCUGGAAAACUCAAAGUUUUGGAUCAAUUACUUUCGAAAUUGAAACAAGAAGGACAUAGAGUUUUAAUUUUCUGUCAAAUGACAAAAAUGAUGGACCUUUUAGAAGAGUACAUGUACAAGAGAAGAUAUACAUUCUUUAGAUUGGAUGGUUCAACAGGAAUUUCAGAAAGAAGAGACAUGGUAGAUGCCUUCCAAAAUCAACGAGUGGAUCCAGUUUUUGCAUUCCUUCUCUCCACAAAAGCUGGAGGUCUAGGUAUUACCUUAACAGCAGCAGAUACAGUCAUUUUCUAUGACAGUGAUUGGAAUCCAACAUUGGAUGCUCAAGCCAUGGAUCGUGUCCACAGAAUUGGUCAAACUAAGCCAGUUACAAUCUAUCGUUUAAUUACUAAAAACUCUGUGGAAGAGAGAAUCCUUGCCAUUGCCAAGCAAAAGAGUACCAUUCAAGAGACAGUCUACAAGGGUCAAUUCAAAAUGCAAGACAGCAAUGAAGAAGAAGCAGCUGAUGAACUUCUCGAAGAUGAGGAUGCAGUUGAGGCAGCAGUCGUAGUCGAUGAUGCAGGAGAUUUGGAUGAGAAGGAAAUCAUGUCCCUCAUUCUAGAUUAACCAAUCAGCCAACUUGAUUGCAACAACCCUCAUCAUACAUGUGUGCAUAAUUCUUUUCAAUAAUAAUAAUUAUAUUAUUACUACUCUAUUCCAAUUAUCUCCAUGAUCUCUCUUUGUAAAAUAAAAAGAAUUAUCAUUAAAAAAAA